CAAUAAAAUCCAACCCCACCCCUGAAUUCCCGAAAUGCCCCCCCCCGAGAAAGUUUUAUUUUCCGGAUCUGUCCCUCCUUCGAUCCCUCCGUUCCUUCCUCGGAAUUCCGUUCUGCCCGUCCUCCGAACCUUCCGCCGCUGUAGAUGCUGAAAUUAGUAGAAGGCGAAGCGAAGCAAUUCAGUUAUUCGAAUCAGAGGACGUUUUUUCCCCUCAUUUUUUAGGUUAAAAUCGAUUUUUCUGGGGGGUCCGGAGCUGGUUUCCAUGAAAAUUUCAUCUGUUCAUGGCUUGUAGGGUUUAUCCGAUGAACAAUUCGUUUUUCUUCUAGAAAAUGGGGGUUUUCCGGGGGAAAUUUUGGAUAUUUACAUCAAAAAAGGGAUUGUUCUCUAAACGGAAAACAAACUCGCGAUGGAACUGCAGCUUUUAAUUGAUUUAUAAGGUUUACGCGAUGAAAAUUCGUUGUUUUCCCUAGAAAAAUGGCGUUUUUCCAGGGAACUUUCGAAUAUUUACAUCACAAGGGGGAUUUUUGCUAGAAGAAAAUUAAAAACUCCAGCUUUUAUUCGAUUUUUAGUGUUUAUCCUCCGAUAAAUUUAAGUAAUUUUUCCUGGUAAUUGCAUUAAGAAAGGAUUGUUUUAAUAAAAACGGGGGAAAUUUAGAUCGGAAUUCUAGUUUUGGGAGGAAUCAGAGACCCUGGAAAGACGAGAAAACCGUUUCCUUGGAAUCGGGGAUCUCCUCGCUCCCGUCCCGGAUCUCCCGAAAGGUCGCCUGGGGCAUUCUGGGAAUUCCAAAUUUGGUUCCUUUAAAGGAAGCCCGAAAUUUACGUAGACUUUUCCGCAAUUCUCCCUAACUUCCGGGGGCAUUCUCGGAAUCCAACCCGAGAGUAGAGAAAAACACAAAAACAUACGUUCCCCCUUCACUUCAACCCCACCAGCCACAAGCACAAGAGCGCAGAACCGAGAAGAGAAACCAAAAAAUAAAAAAAAAAGAGAGGAAAAAAGUAGGGAGAGAAAGGUGGUAGAUGAGAGAGCCUCGCUCUCGUCACCUUCGCCAACUUCAUCUCCGCCUUCCGGUUAUUCCCCUGUGAGCCCACCAACCUCCGCCCGCCUUCCCCGAAUCCCCCUGAUCCUUCCCUCCCUCAGCGCCGUCGUGGAGAUUGCAGCCAUGGUUAGCAUAAGGAGACGGAGAUAUCUGGGCCUCUGCACAGGGAAAAGCUCCAUUCCUGUUGAGCUUCCCAAGCCUGCUGCCAUUGGGAACACUGUGGAAAAUUCUAAUCAGAAUGUGAAGCCAUUCAGUGUGCAUCCUAUGCCUUCAGAUAAUUUAAGCCUUCAAAUGCCGGUUAAUGUUUCUGAAGCAUUACCUGGAUCUUCAAAUGCAUCUGGUUCAAGCUCAUCCAAGGAAGAGGUAAAUCAUUAUUAUCCAGGUAAACAAAUCAAACGCAGGAAGCGACACAGGAGAAAGCACUUUGAAGACCAAGAACCAUGCGUAAUGAGGGGUGUUUAUUUCAAAAAUAUGAAAUGGCAGGCAGCAAUAAAAGUUGACAAGAAGCAAAUACACUUGGGCACUGUUGGAUCACAAGAGGAAGCGGCCCGAUUGUAUGACAGAGCUGCUUUUAUGUGCGGGAGAGAACCCAACUUUGAACUCUUAGAGGAGGAGAAGCAAGAACUAAGACAGUACAAGUGGGAAGAUUUCUUGGCAGUGACGCGCAACGCCAUCAACAACAAGAAACAUCAGAAAAGGCUUGGUGCGGAUAGGCGAAAGAAGCCUGAGAGCCAGUUGCAGAGUAAUGAUGGGGAGCGUGAGAAAGGCACCCAUGCUUCAUCAGCAUCUGAUGAUGGAGACGCUGAUACAUCUGUCUCAUAAUCAUAAUAAUGCAAGCAGGCCAAAGGCCAAAUUACAACUGACCCCUAUUUUUCCUAUAGGGAUUAGUCUAUAUCUACAUAUUUCAUAUAGGUAGCAUAUAGCUUAUAUUUCUCCAUUAAAUUGCUGUGCAUAAAGCCCCUAUUAGGGCAAGCAAGGGUUGAUGAAAUGCAUUAAAUUCUGGUAGGAGAAUUCUGUUGCCAUUUUCAACUAGCCAUUAUAAGGCUGCAUUUGGAGUUUUUUAGCCCGAAGAUUGUGUUUUAUCAUUUUCCUUUGCUUGGUUCCUUGUACAGCUGUUCUUAAAGCCUGUUUGAAUCUGUGCAUAGAAUCUGGCUGCAGCCCUGGGGUGAAUAGCAUACUGUCCAUGUUUUUCUGAUUGAAUAAUGCCAUGAGUCCCAUUCUGAUCAAAACAAUUCUCCAACUUCUAAUGGUUCUGGUUAGUUAAAAUUAAUAUUGACAUAUCUGUGCCUAAUGAUUUUUCCAAAUGAGAAGGUUUUGAAGGUUGGUUCGAACUGAAACCUGCUUUACUCUCGUUGAUGCUACUACAUUAUUUGAGCGUGGAGAACAUGUUAAGACAUCUGUCCAUGAGAAAGAAGGGUGUGAAAAUAAUUGCAGUAUUUGCGCCUAGUACUCCUAUUU
Molecule: messenger RNA, 2494 nt
Organism: Phoenix dactylifera (date palm)
Lineage: Eukaryota; Viridiplantae; Streptophyta; Magnoliopsida; Arecales; Arecaceae
Product: ethylene-responsive transcription factor-like protein At4g13040
Biological process (GO): regulation of DNA-templated transcription
Molecular function (GO): DNA binding; DNA-binding transcription factor activity
Source: RefSeq, a predicted model, not a curated record